CUGUGUCACCACUAGCAGGUGUCAGCUGCCCCGCCCCUCUUCCCUCCUUAAAAGGGUCGCUCUCCAGAGGCCUCCCAGGGUCAGAGCGCCGCUGCGCGACCAGCACACCCGUGUGGGGCUCCGACGCCAAGGACAGGACGUGGGGAUCCAGGUUCUGUCUUCCCUUCUGGCGUGGUGUGGCCUGGACUCGGCCUCGGUUUUCCCCGCCGGGGGAGUGAGGACUGGCGCUGAAGCGCGAGUCGGGAGGGGGCGGGGCCGCACUCCAGACGGGCCGCUUCGCCCAGGGGUUUCAAGGACCACUCCCGGCCCCACCCCACGAUGACUUCCCACGUCCUCCUGUUGCUUCUCGCCUCCUCCAUCCUGGGGGACCCGGACUCUGCGGGCAGACGGCCCCUGCAUCAGGUCGCCCAGAACCGCAGGCGCCUCUGUUCCCUGGGCACAUGCCAGACGCACCGCCUGCCAGAGAUUAUAUACUGGCUCAGCUCUGCCUCCACCAAAGAGCUCUCAGGGAAGGCCGGCCGCGAGCCCCAGGACCCCCACAGCUACGGGCGCCGCCGUAAGCGCGACGCCAGAGUCCUGCUCCGUCUCUAUGACCCUGGCCCGAAGAAAAGAGGCCAGCGCAGUGCCCGGCUGGCUGGGUGACGUCGGGCACGUCCCUGUUCCUCCUCUGGCCUCAGCUUACCUACCUGUGUAUUGGGGCCACGAUCCCAAGUUUCUUUUGCCCUCCAUCUCCUGGGCUCACUCAGAAACUGUCUCCCCCCGGCUGUGACUGGGCUGGACUCGGUGCACACCGGACCUAGCAUGUACAAAGAAUACUAUCGUCCAGAGCCUAAUAAAACGAGUUUCACGUUUCA
Molecule: messenger RNA, 854 nt
Organism: Prionailurus viverrinus (fishing cat)
Lineage: Eukaryota; Metazoa; Chordata; Mammalia; Carnivora; Felidae
Gene: ADM5
Product: adrenomedullin 5 (putative)
Exons: 2
Coding region: 319-642 (107 amino acids)
Biological process (GO): adenylate cyclase-activating G protein-coupled receptor signaling pathway; positive regulation of heart rate; regulation of systemic arterial blood pressure
Cellular component (GO): extracellular region
Molecular function (GO): hormone activity
Source: RefSeq, a predicted model, not a curated record